Messenger RNA from Siniperca chuatsi (mandarin fish), 5679 nucleotides. Its product is annotated as extracellular calcium-sensing receptor-like. Gene Ontology annotation, cellular component: membrane. Gene Ontology annotation, biological process: G protein-coupled receptor signaling pathway. The coding region runs from base 123 to 4439 and encodes 1438 amino acids. The record is from RefSeq and is a predicted model, not a curated record. The transcript is spliced from 18 exons. Gene Ontology annotation, molecular function: G protein-coupled receptor activity. Lineage: Eukaryota; Metazoa; Chordata; Actinopteri; Centrarchiformes; Sinipercidae.
UUGACACAUAUUUCCUCUUGUGUGUGUACCUAAUCUUAUUUCUUUUCUCUUCCUCUUUAUGCUUUGCAUCUUCCUCUCUUCAAUCAUCUUGUAAAUUACGGAGAAAGUUUAAUCUGAAUGAAAUGCACAAGCCUGGUGAUGUGGUUCUGGGUGGGCUCUUUGAGGUCCACUUCACCUCUGUCUUCCGUGAGCGGACAUUUACCUCAGAGCCACAACAGCCCAGCUGCAAAGGCUUUGACACUCUAGGGUUCAGGCAUGCCAUGACCAUGGCCUUUGCUAUUGAUGAGGUCAACAAGAACUCCAAUCUGCUACCUAAUGUGACUCUGGGAUACAGUCUUUAUGAUAACUGUGGUGCACUUGUUAUUGGAUUCAGUGGUGCAUUAUCACUGGCCAGUGGUCGAGAGGAGCAGUUUCUGCUUCAGGAGAACUGUUUAGGGACGCCACCAGUCCUGGGGAUCGUGGGAGAUCACUAUUCAACAUUUUCUAUUGCCACCUCCAAUGUGCUAGGUUUAUACAAAAUGCCCAUUGUCAGUUAUUUUGCCACUUGUUCUUGCCUGAGUGAUCGGCAACGUUUUCCAUCCUUCUUUAGAACAAUUCCAAGUGAUGCAUUUCAGGUGCGUGCUAUGAUUCAGAUUCUAAAACACUUUGGAUGGACUUGGGUGGGCCUUCUGGUCAGUGACGAUGACUAUGGACUCCAUGUUGCCCAAUCCUUCCAAUCUGACCUGGUUCAGUCUGGUGGAGGUUGUCUGGCCUACUUAGAGGUUUUGCCCUGGGACAGUGACCCAAGUGAACUCAGGAAGAUUGUACAUUUGAUAAAGACAUCAGCAGCUCGUGUGGUCAUGGUAUUUGCACACGAGAUCCACAUGAUUCAACUAAUGGAAGAGGUGGUGAGGCAGAAUGUGACCGGCCGGCAGUGGAUUGCAAGUGAAGCCUUGACAACAGCUGCUGUGCUCCAAACACCCCGCCUCAAGCCGUACCUGAGCGGAACACUGGGCAUUGCAAUCCGUCGAGGAGAAAUACCCGGGCUCAGGGAAUUCCUCUUACGAAUACGUCCUGACCAAAAUGACAAUGACAACUAUGGAAAUAGCAUGGUGAGACAAUUUUGGGAAUACACAUUUCAGUGUAAAUUUAAUCCAACAGGUUGGGUGGAAGCUGGGGGAGCAUUAUGCACUGGACAGGAAGAUCUAGAGAAUGUGAAGACUGAGUUUUUGGAUCUUUCUAACCUCAGGCCUGAGUACAAUGUUUACAAGGCUGUCUAUGCUCUGGCGUAUGCCCUUGAUGACAUGCUGCAGUGCAAGCCAGGGAGAGGGCCUUUCAGUGGGCACAGCUGUGCCACUUUGCAAAGACUGGAGCCAUGGCAGCUUGUACAUUAUUUGCAAAAGGUCAACUUCACCACUUCAUUUGGUGAUCAAGUGUCAUUUGAUGAAAAUGGUGAUGCCCUACCAAUCUAUGAUAUCAUGAACUGGCUGUGGCUCCCUGAUGGAAGAACUAAACUUCAGAAUGUGGGUGAGGUUAAGAGGUCACCCUUCAAAGGUGAAGAACUCACAAUUGAUGAAGACAAAAUCUUCUGGAACUUUGACUCCAAACAGCCACCUCAGUCAUUGUGCAGCGAGAACUGUCCUCCAGGUACCCGCAUGGCCAGAAAGAAAGGGGAACCUGUGUGCUGUUUUGACUGCAUCCCUUGUUCUGAAGGAAAGAUCAGCAAUAAGACUGACUCCAUGGAAUGCACCAGUUGUCCAGAGGACUUCUGGUCCAGCCACCAGCGUGACCACUGUGUUCCUAAGAAAACAGAGUUUCUUUCCUACCAUGAACCUCUGGGUAUCUGUUUGACCACCACCUCAUUGCUGGGCACAUUUAUCUGUGCUGUUGUCCUGGGCAUCUUCACCUAUCAUCGCCGUACACCCAUGGGACAGUUCCAUCUAAAUGGGAUGCACAAGGCUGGAGAUGUGGUUCUAGGUGGGCUGUUUGAGAUCCACUUCUUUUCUGUCUUUCCUGACCUGUCUUUUACUUCAGAGCCACAACAGCCUACCUGCAAUGGUUUUGAUGUUCUAGGAUUCAGGCAGGCACAGACCAUGGCCUUUGCUAUUGAUGAGAUCAACAGAAACUCCAACCUGCUACCUAAUGUGACUCUGGGAUACAGUCUUUAUGAUAACUGCGUCAAACUAGGAAUUGGAUUCCGUGCAGCGUUGUCCUUAGUCAGUGGUCAAGAGGAGCAGUUUAUAUUAGACGAGACCUGUGUAGGAACCCCCCCAGUCCUAGGGAUUGUGGGUGAUUCUUCAUCUACACGUUCUAUUGCCAUCUCCUCUGUCUUAGGUUUGUACAGAGUACCUAUGGUGAGUUAUUUUGCCACAUGUUCCUGCCUGAGUGACCGGCAAAAGUUUCCAUCCUUCUUUAGGACGAUCCCAAGUGAUGCUUUCCAGGUGCGUGCUAUGAUUCAGAUUCUAAACCGCUUUGGCUGGACUUGGGCAGGUCUGCUGGUCAGUGAUGAUGAUUAUGGACUCCACGCUGCCAGAUCCUUUCAAUCUGACUUUAUUCAGUCUGGUGGAGGUUGUCUGGCCUAUUUUGAGGUUUUGCCCUGGGGCAAUGACCCAGCUGAACUAAGGAGGAUUGUGGAUGUGAUGAAGAAAUCAACAGCUCGUGUUGUCAUUGUGUUUGCACAUGAAAGUCACAUGAUCAAUCUCAUUGAAGAGGUGGUGAGGCAGAAUGUGACAGGCCUGCAGUGGAUGGCCAGUGAAGCCUGGAUAGCAGCUACUGUGCUCCAGACCCCCCACCUCAUGCCUUACCUGGGUGGGACAAUGGGCAUCGCCAUCCGUCGAGGAGAAAUAGCAGGGCUCAGGGAAUUCCUCUCACGAAUACGUCCUGACCUACACCACAACAACAAUGUCUAUGGAAAUAGCAUGAUUAAUCAGUUUUGGGAGUACACAUUUCAGUGUAGAUUUGCACCACUUCCAGCAGGUUGGUUGGAAGCUGGGGGAGCACUAUGCACUGGACAGGAAGAUCUAGAGAAUGUGGAGACUGAGUUCUUGGACAUUUCAAAUCUCAGGCCGGAGUACAAUGUGUACAAGGCUGUCUAUGCUCUGGCGUAUGCCCUUGAUGAAAUGCUGCAGUGUGAGCCAGGGAGAGGGCCUUUCAGUGGGCACAGCUGUGCCACUUUGCAAAGACUGGAGCCAUGGCAGCUUAUGUAUUACAUGGAAAAGGUCAACUUCACCACACCAUUUGGUGAUCAAGUGUCAUUUGAUGAGAAUGGUGAUGCCCUACCAAUCUAUGAUAUCAUGAACUGGCUGCGGCUCCCUGAUGGAAGAACUAAACUUCAGAAUGUGGGUGAGGUUAAGAGGUCGGCCUUCAAAGGUGAAGAACUUACAAUUGAUGAAGACAAAAUCUUCUGGAACUUUGAAUCAAAAAAGCCACCCCAGUCAGUGUGCAGUGAGAGCUGUCCUCCAGGUACCCGCAUGGCCAGAAAGAAAGGGGAACCUGUAUGCUGUUUUGACUGCAUCCCUUGUUCUGAGGGAAAGAUCAGCAAUAAGACUGACUCCAUGGAGUGCAUCAGUUGUCCAGAGGACUUCUGGUCCAGCCACCAGCGUGACCACUGUGUUCCUAAGAAAACGGAGUUCCUCUCCUACCAUGAACCUCUGGGUAUCUGCUUGACAGCCACCUCAUUGCUGGGCACAUUUAUCUGUGCUGUUGUCCUGGGGAUCUUUAUCUAUCAUCGAAGAACACCUAUAGUACGCGCCAACAAUUCAGAACUGAGUUUCCAGCUCUUGGUGUCACUUAAACUAUGUUUCCUCUGCUCACUGCUGUUCAUCGGCCGCCCCAGGCUGUGGACAUGCCAGCUGAGACAUGCAGCAUUUGGGAUCAGCUUUGUGCUUUGUGUCUCAUGCAUCCUGGUGAAAACCAUGGUGGUUCUGGCUGUUUUCAAGGCCUCCAAGCCAGGAGGUGGAGCCAGUCUGAAGUGGUUUGGUGCUGUGCAGCAGAGAGGGACAGUUAUUGUUCUUACUUCUAUUCAGGCAGCAAUCUGCACUGCCUGGCUUGUCUCUUCCUCACCAUCUCCUCAUAAAAACACUCAAUACCACAGUGACAAGAUAGUUUAUGAGUGUGUAGUCGGGUCCACAGUUGGUUUUGCAGUGUUACUGGGCUACAUUGGUUUACUGGCUAUCCUCAGUUUUCUGAUUGCAUUUAUAGCAAGGAAUCUUCCAGAUAGUUUCAAUGAGGCCAAACUCAUUACUUUCAGCAUGCUGAUCUUCUGUGCUGUGUGGGUGGCCUUUGUUCCUGCUUAUAUCAGCUCACCAGGCAAAUAUGCAGAUGCAGUGGAGGUAUUUGCCAUCCUGGCCUCCAGUUUUGGUCUCUUGGUGUCACUAUUUGGACCCAAAUGUUACAUAAUCCUGCUAAGACCAGAGAAGAACACAAAGAAAGCAAUCAUGGGUCGGGGCAUCGAGUCAUAAAAACUACCCUUAAAUUUCAUAGGAUAGAAGGAAUCCUUAUUCUCUACACAAUACAAAAAUACAGGCUGUAGGUAAUAGGUUAAUAAUAAUAACAAUAUUAUGAUAUUGAGAAAGCAGGGCUGAUGCCAAAUAAAUGUAUUUGAAUAUGAAAUCUCUUGCUACUUGGAUCAUAUGUUUGUGAAUACUUAAACACAACAGGUAAUUCUCUUUUUUCCAGGAUGUAGUUAAAGUACAAAGCACUUGCACUUCAAAUACUUGUGACUUUUCAUGGUUUAAGUUAAUCUAACACCUGAUUAAACUAUAAGUUACUCUCUCCAAAUAAAUUAUGCAGAUAAUUUGGGUUCAUCUGACAUUUUUGUAUGCAUUUAUUUUUGACCUGUCUGGAGCUGAUGUGGACUUAAAGAUACACUUACCAGUUUUUAUAUUGCCCCCAUAUAUAAAUAGCUCCUCUCAACUCAUGGGUUUCCAAACAUCAAAUAUGGUUACCUCAGUAUUAUGUUACUUUAUAUUUUAUUGUAUAUUGUAUAUAUUUUAUUCUUAUUUUUCAGCUGCAGCACUAUUUUAUGUCUUAGAUUCUAAUUAGAUUUUGUUCCACUUACGUGAUUUUUCUUUAUACAUUUUUUUAUAUAUAUCUGUAAGUGCACAGUUGGGAGCCUGAGAUCUGAGAAUUUUAUUGUCAGUGACUGAUUCACUGUAAUUGUUGUGUACAUGAUAAUGAAAGAACUUCAACUGGAACUUGAACACUAAUUGUACAUGUGUGUGCGUGUAUUUGUGUUGACAUGCAUAUGAAUAUUCGACAAACACUCUAAAGUGAAGAUCUAUAACACUGCAAAUUGGAUAGACAAAGGUCUAAUGGGAUAACCUGUCUUGCACAUGUUUCUGCAGAACUGAUCAUAUCUAUCUACCAAGUUACAAUGGGUGCCAGCCAGAUACAAUAGCCCUCCAUCUAACAGGCACAUUGCAAUGAAAAAUAGAUGCAAAGACAUAUUAUUAAACCAAAUGUCUUAGUAUGCUGCUACCAUCUAGUGGACAUUUUAUCAACCUCUGUUAAUGUUUGAUAGUGAAUACCACGUACUCAGGGCUGAUUUGUGCAUUUGGUGAGUUUAAUUUGGUAUGGUUGUCACACACAAAUUUGGGAAAUACUCAGUGGCUCUUCUGAUGCAUAUAUGUAUCUGCUCAGGUUUUAAACUGCAGAGUGAUACGAAAGAAAACAUGUAUUUUACAACAAGGCAAGUAGAUG